AUGGCGCCUCCCAUAACUUUGGCGACGAAGUUUCGGGGCAACGACAUUAGCGAGAGAAAGAAGAAGAAGAAGCACUUCAUUGGUGGAAGUAGUCUCCUGCUGCUGCAAAGACUGGCUUUUAAAAGAUCUCUGUAUAUCGAGGCACAAGGGUGCGGGAUAAACUAUCUCCCUGAAGCCAGUGAUUGGUUUUGGUCUGUGCAAGUCCCUUCUAUCUAUGCCAAUGGCAAUUACUCAGCUGCAAGCAGUGAGAUUUGGCCAAGCGUGGCUGGGAAAUCGAGGCAUGACCGUUCUUUCCCUCCACAAGUUUUCCAGAGUUUGGCAGUAACAGAAGCGGGUUUGAGAGAGUGUCAAGCUCAUUUGAAAAGGUUUGUAUUCUACGAAUUAGUUGUGAAAACACACUUCACUCUUUCUUCAACUAUUUGUAUACAGUUUCAGGCUAAGAACUCCGUUGACAAUCCGAUGUACUAUAAUAGAUACUUACAGUUACAGCACUUAAUUUCUCAGGCUGUAGAUAGUGUAGGUUUCCAGUCACAUGUAUCAAGCCCAUCACUUAAUUUCUCAGGCUGUGUAGAUAGUGUAGGUUUCCAGUCUCAUGUAUCAAGCCCAUCAUCUGGAAAGGAACAAAUAAAAGCCGCGUGCUCUGACCUAGAAAAAAUAAGAAUGAUUAUUCCUUUGAUGCAGUUAGGAUUCUAGGUACUGACACUUGAGUUUGCUAGACUGACCAUAGCAUACACCAAUCUCAAGCACUGGUUACAAAGUGUUGGCAUCAGUCUCAAAGAGUGCUUACAAUAUGAGAAACAAAGAAUUGCAGAAUGCGUUUGGCUUGGUUAAACAUGUGUGGAAGACUACCAACCUCAUAUGGUUCACUCAGGGAGGUGGUGACAUUGACUCGAGUUACAAAAGCAGCAUCUUUAAAGGAAAAGACUUUUUAAAAAAGGAAUUCGAUUAUAUCAAGGCACAAGGGUGACACACUUCUGGAUAGAGUUUUGUAUGUUUAUUCUACUUUUGGUAGAGAAUAGUUGGAAAAAUAGUUAAGCAAUAAAAAGACUGUUGAAUCA
Molecule: messenger RNA, 1058 nt
Organism: Arabidopsis lyrata subsp. lyrata
Lineage: Eukaryota; Viridiplantae; Streptophyta; Magnoliopsida; Brassicales; Brassicaceae
Exons: 6
Coding region: 1-693 (230 amino acids)
Source: RefSeq, a predicted model, not a curated record